Sebastes umbrosus (honeycomb rockfish) is the source of this 2611-nucleotide messenger RNA. It is a transcript of the gene npy7r, whose product is annotated as neuropeptide Y receptor Y7. Gene Ontology annotation, cellular component: membrane. The transcript is spliced from 2 exons. Gene Ontology annotation, molecular function: neuropeptide Y receptor activity. Gene Ontology annotation, biological process: G protein-coupled receptor signaling pathway. Bases 358 to 1473 code for a protein of 371 amino acids. The record is from RefSeq and is a predicted model, not a curated record. Lineage: Eukaryota; Metazoa; Chordata; Actinopteri; Perciformes; Sebastidae.
AAAAAAAACAAUCAUGCAACAUGCAAUAAAGCCAGUGACGUAACUUGCACUGGCACUUUAAAAUGACAUUCUGUGAUAUUUAAUUGCAUUUUCUUUUAUGUGUAGCGCAAUGGAAAUGCCAUGGAUGUGAUGUGCCAGGCGCAGUGACAGUCAAUGAUGUGGACGCUCACACUGGAUCCUCCUGAAGACCUGCUACAGUCGAGCCACAAGAUGCGCACUUGGCGCUCCAGCUUUGGGAGGAGCUUCGGGAUUUUCCCCCUUGUUUCACGCCACUCUCCAGCGAGGACUCGUUUGCAAAAGGAGAUAUAGAGGGGGAAAAGGUUUCAGCACAGUCUAAGUUUGGCAUCUACCGAUAAAAUGAGCCCGCCAGACACAUCCAACGCCACGAGCGAAGUGGAGGCUGGUGAAACCAAUCCCUGGUUUCUACUUAACGACAGCAUGGGUUUAUACCCGCCUGGUUUCCACACUGACAUCACCAAGCACCUCGGAGUCCAGAUCACCCUGAUCGCAGCAUAUUCCCUGAUCAUUCUGCUGGGGCUAAUGGGGAACGCUCUCGUCAUCUACAUGAUCAUUCGCUACAGAACCAUGAGAACUGUGACUAACUUCUUCAUAGCUAACCUGGCCCUGGCAGACCUCCUGGUGGACACACUCUGCCUGCCCUUCACUCUGGUUUACACUCUGCUAGAUGAGUGGAAGUUUGGAGCCGUAUUGUGCCACAUGGUACCGUUUGCCCAGGCCCUGAGUGUGCACGUAUCCAUCCUGACGCUGACUGUCAUCGCUCUGGAGCGUUACCGCUGCAUCGUCUUUCACCUUGGCCGGCGCCUCACGUGGCACACCAGCUUCCUCAUCAUGGCAUUCACCUGGACUUUGUCUGCUGUCCUGGCAGCACCCCUUGCCAUCUUCAGAGAGUACCGCCACGAAGAGAUCCCUUCCAUCAACUUGCGUAUCGCUGUCUGCUCUGAGAAGUGGCCCCACGGCACCAGCAGGGACGGAGUCAUCUACAGCCUCUCAAUGCUGCUCCUGCAGUACAUUCUUCCCUUAGCCAUCAUCAGUUAUGCUUACAUCUGCAUCUGGGUCAAACUGAAGAACCACAUCAGUCCGUCCAGCCGCAACGACAGCAUCAACCGCCGCAAGAAAACCACCAAGAUGUUGGCCCUGGUGGUGGUGGUGUUUGCUAUCUGCUGGCUGCCGUUCCACGUGUUUCAGCUGGCCAGUGAUCUGGACCUGGUGCUCAGGUUUAAGGAGUACAAACUGAUAUACACGGUGUUCCACAUCAUAGCUAUGGGUUCAACUUUUGCCAACCCUGUGCUAUAUGGGUGGAUGAAUAAAAACUACAGGAAUGGCUUCCUCAUGGUCUUCCGUUGUGAGGACAAGCCAGAAUCCUUCCACACCGAGGGCUCGUUCAGGACACGCUCCUCAAGAAGGCUGACCCUGAACGGUCGUAAUGGCGGACACCCUCCGACUGCUGUAUGAUGAUUAUUAUUAUUAACACAAUUAAAAAAGCCUGUAGGAUGUGACUGAACACAAGGAACGCACCUUCGGUUUGUGGUGCUUGUGGUUCAAAAGUAGCCUUUUGACUUGAAUGGCCUGAUCUUGAGUAUCUAUUAUGGGACUGGAGAGGGCUCAAAGCUUUGCAUGCAAAUUGCUUUAUGUAAGACUCUUCUUUCCUUUGUGAAUGGUACUAGUGAAAAUACAUUUGUCGAACCUGUUCAAAUAUGUGUUUAAGAUGUUUGCUAGGCUGUUAAUUAACUAUGUAUAAUGUGUUUCCUGUAAAUGCAGAACUCUUGUUGGUAAGUAUGUCCAAUUAAUGAUGCACUCCAUUGCAUAAAUCGCCUGAGGCUAUUAACGUGUUCAUACUUGCUGAAGGUAAUUAUUGUGACUGUAUGAACAAGUUUAAUUUUCCACACUUGCUUUUCUAUUUGUUGGCUGUUCAACACAUUUGGAUGAUUUUCUCUUAAUUAAUCCAAAUGCUGCGUUUUGGAUUAAUUCCAGUGUUCUCGCAGAGUAACAUUCAAUCCUCAUCCAAGGAAUCCAGAGGAGGCUAUUAUCUGUCCAACCAGGAAGGUAAUUGUGUUCACCUGGUAACCAGCUGUUCCCAAUUAGAUGGGCCAGCAGGCCUCUCUGUGUCCAAAGGAAAACUACUAAACUGUGUGAAGUGAGAGUUGAUGAUAUGUUCAUCAUCAUCAUCAUCAUCAUCAUCAUCAUCAUCAUCAUCAUAAUGUGGGCAGCUGCUUUGACGAUAUGUAAAAAAAAAAGGGAUUCGGAAGAAAACAAAACAUGCUAUUCUACACCGAGCUGCUAAAGUGUCCUUUGUUGGUGGUCUUUUAAUGAACACAGGAACAUUAAUCAACCGCACGGCCUCUGGGCACACAUACUGAGCCCCCGUUGCAUACAUAACUCCCAGAGUUGAUUUGACUGUCGGGAGAAAUUAUGUUUUGUGUGUCAAAUAAACAGACCUUGGCUUGGCUAAAGCUUGGAUGAGUGGGUUGAAGUAAAGAAGGAGUAAGUUAAAGCAGCAGUGGGUAGAAUUGGAGCAAUUAUGAUUAAAAAAAUAUUAAUAUUUUUAAUUAUUUAUAUAAAAAGGUCACUAUAUCCUGACAGUAGUGCACGA